GGGAAGUGAGGGCUUUGGUGAAGACAAAGAUUGUGCUGCAAAAUUUGGUGGAGAUCUCAUCUGUGCUGUAACAAAUGGACAACCAGGCGUUUGAAAUGCACGGAGAGAACAUACGAAGCCCUUCAAAAGGCAAAGAGUGGCCACAGAGAGAGGAAAGAAAGGCCAGCUGGUCCCUAAUGAAAGUCUUUCUAGUUUGCCUGUUGGCCUGUGUAAUCACCACUGCAGUAGGAGUGCUGGUGCUGUCCUUGGUCUAUGUGAAGAACCCUGCCUAUAUAAAACAGACUGAUGCCAAAGACAACGGUGCACCUUCCCCACAACCAGAAGAAAAAAGUGUGGAUAACAAGUUCCAGUUCCUGUAUCAUCUGGGGAAAUCAAAGGUAUACAGCUACCCAGGCGGGGAGAUUCAGUGGGCAAGAUUCAGGAAGGACGCAAAUGAAUAUGAAAGCGACGAAGAAAUGGAGUUUGGGCAAAGUAUCAAUAACCAUCGCUCCCAAAUGACUUUUGGGACCUUACGGAUCAAAAGCAAAGGGCUUCGGGCUCCCCACUGGCAUUUUAAUGCCAAUGAGCACGGCUACCUGCUGCAGGGUUCUGCCUGGAUUGGAGUAAUAGGGGCAGAUAAUGGCAUGGUUACCACCUACAACGUCACAGCUGGCCAAGUCAUCUUCUUCCCUAGAAACACUGUGCAUUGGAUAAAGAAUGUAGGGUCAGAAGAUUGUUUGUUCUUGCUGUUUUUCACAACACACGAAGAACUUCAGACCUUGGAUGUAGAUGAUGCCUUCUUCUCUACCCCAGAGGAUAUAGCAGCUAGAGCAUUACAGCCACCAGGUGGAGUUAACUUCAUCAGAACCUUCAAGAAACAAGUGGAAGAUCAAGCAGUCAACCUCCCACCCAACCUGGAUGAGCUCGUCCAAAGCGCCAACUAUGUGCAGUCUCCAGACAACCUGGUGUGGCAGUACUUCUACAACCUCAAAGGGUCAACAGAGUAUCCUUUCCCAGGAGGAGCCUUCCAGUGGGCCCGCUACCGCAGGAACGCCACUGGGCUGAAUGACACGGAAAAGAUCUUCAGUGAGUCCCUCAACAAGCACGAGAAUACCCUCACCUUAGCAACUCUCAGGAUAUCCAGCAACGGCCUGGGGCAGCCUCAUUUCCACUUCAAUGCUAAUGAGAUGGGUUAUGUCAUCAGCGGCUGUGGACAGGUUGGAGUUAUUCUCUCUGGAGCCACUGCCAGCUUCAACAUUGGCAUUGGAGACGUCAUAUUUUUCCCUGUUGGAACCCAGCAUUACAUCAAGAGUGUAUGUGAUGAAGACUUGCUUUUGAUUCUGGCCUACAGUACAGGAAACCAGCUGGAAACCCUCCGCAUGAACGAAUACUUUCGGGGCACAGCAGAUCACAUCCUGGCUCAGCUUUUCCUGAAGGAACAGGCUGAGUUCCAGAAUUUCCCAACAGCUGCCAGAAAUUAGUCAAGAGAAGCCUCCCUUAGCAGCUAAUGGCUCUGGGAAUCGUUUCACCGUCACCUUGUGGUACCUUUGUCACUAUUUAUCUAGAGAUGUUCAGAAAAACUGAGCAUUUGGGGAUCGUUAAUGAUGAAAAGCUGUUUUCUUUUUUGUACUGUUACUGUGUUUUAUUUAUAGUGCCAUGUAAUUGGACUGAUUGCACAUUAAAGUAAU
Molecule: messenger RNA, 1667 nt
Organism: Colius striatus (speckled mousebird)
Lineage: Eukaryota; Metazoa; Chordata; Aves; Coliiformes; Coliidae
Exons: 10
Coding region: 75-1460 (461 amino acids)
Biological process (GO): activation of protein kinase B activity
Cellular component (GO): plasma membrane; Golgi apparatus
Source: RefSeq, a predicted model, not a curated record